Messenger RNA from Thlaspi arvense, 3107 nucleotides. Lineage: Eukaryota; Viridiplantae; Streptophyta; Magnoliopsida; Brassicales; Brassicaceae. The record is from the annotation of a GenBank genome assembly.
AGCUUUCGAUAACGAUGGAAAUGGCGGAAGGAGAAGGAACUACAGAGGAGAAGUACGACGUAGACAUCGCAACCACCGCUUCUUCACUCGGCGGCUCCGGCGCCUUCCAUAUCAUCAAUGACAUCGUUGGUUUCGUCCUCUACAUGCACCAGCAGAUCCCUUCGGUAUUGCAAGACAUGAGUCUUGACUUUGAUGGAUUGCAAACAGAAUUUAUGGAUUUGGAGGCGCAUCUAACACAACCAGAUGUGAAGCCCUUGGCCAGAAGAAAACUUGUGAGUAGAAAAAGAGAGGUGAAGCAUGAAAUUAAGAAACUGCAGAAACUGAUGAGCUCCAUCUCUAGUCUUCGAAGCGCACUGCAGUUAAUGAUCCGUGAAGCUCCUGACAUUCAGAGAGUUGUGUUGAUCCUCGGUGGUAGUCCAUUACGGCCUCAAAAAGCUUACGAGUUAUUAUUCACACACAGUGAUAAUGUUCUGAACUUCGAAAGUGACUUUUCCAAAAGCAAAGCUACAGAAGCACUUUCAAAAAAGACUAUCCGAGCACUGAUCUCGACAGGUGCUGGAUCAACUUCCUGCCCAGGUCCAAUGAGGCUCUUCAUAUUGGUUCACGCUCCACCUUCUUUGAAUCUUCCCCAACAUUUCAUUCCUAAGCGUGACUUCAGAUACAACAGAAAGUUUGUGCCUCUAAAGUUGCGAUUCAAGUGCAGAGCUCAAGACGAGGCGGCAAACUCUCCUCUCAACUCUGGCACAAAUGAUCUAAUAUGGUUUCAGUGUCGGCAUGUGAUAAAGGGCUUAGCUUUCCAGCAACCAGUCUUUCACAGGAGCAGGAAGAUGAUCUUCAAGAUCGAAGACGUAACUGUCUACUUCCCUUAUGAGAACAUAUACCCAGAACAAUACGAAUACAUGGUUGAAUUGAAGCGAGCCCUAGACGCCAAGGGACAUUGUCUUCUCGAGAUGCCCACCGGAACCGGCAAAACCAUUGCCCUUCUCUCCCUUAUCACCAGUUACCGGCUCUCUCGUCCCGAUUCUCCGAUGAAGCUUGUCUACUGCACUCGUACUGUCCACGAGAUGGAGAAAACGCUCGGCGAGCUUAAGCUGCUCCAUGAAUACCAAGUAUGCCAUCUCGGCGCCCAGGCAAAGAUCCUCGCCAUCGGUCUUUCCUCCCGGAAGAAUCUCUGCGUUAAUCCUCAGGUUUUGGCGGCGGAGAAUCGCGAUUCCGUCGAUGCAGCGUGUAGGAAACGGACAGCUAGUUGGGUUAGGGCUUUGUCCGCCGAGAAUCCAAAUGUAGAACUCUGUGACUACUUUGAAAACUACGAGAAGGCUGCUGAGAAUGCGUUGUUGCCUCCUGGUGUUUACACUUUAGAGGAUUUAAGGGCGUUUGGUAAGAAUCGAGGAUGGUGUCCUUACUUCCUGGCGAGGCAUAUGGUUCAGUUCGCCAACGUCAUUGUUUACAGCUACCAGUACUUGCUUGAUCCUAAGGUUGCUGGAAUCAUAUCCAAGGAGUUACAAAAGGAGUCUGUGGUAGUGUUUGACGAGGCCCAUAAUAUAGAUAACGUCUGUAUUGAAGCACUCAGCGUCAGUGUGAGGAGGGUUACACUCGAAGGAGCUAAUCGAAAUCUUAAUAAGAUUAGGCAAGAAAUUGAUAGGUUCAAGGCUACAGAUGCAGGAAGAUUGCGAGCUGAAUACAACCGCCUGGUUGAGGGUUUGGCACUGAGAGGGGACUUAUCUGGAACUGAUCAAUGGCUCGCAAACCCUGCACUGCCCCAUGAUAUUCUAAAGGAGGCUGUCCCUGGAAAUAUUAGACGGGCUGAGCAUUUUGUUCAUGUUUUACGCCGAUUACUUCAGUACUUGGGGGUACGGCUGGAUACUGAGAACGUGGAGAAAGAAAGCCCUGUUAGCUUUGUCUCGUCGCUUAAUUCUCAGGCUGGAAUUGAGCAGAAAACACUCAAGUUCUGUUAUGACCGGCUCCAGUCUCUCAUGUUAACCCUUGAGAUUACAGAUACCGAUGAGUUUUUGCCUAUACAGACAGUGUGCGACUUCGCAACUCUUGUUGGGACAUAUGCACGGGGCUUUUCCAUCAUCAUUGAGCCUUAUGACGAGAGAAUGCCCAACAUUCCAGAUCCUAUAUUGCAGUUGAGCUGUCAUGAUGCGUCUCUGGCAAUAAAACCGGUGUUUGAUCGUUUCCAGUCAGUAGUGAUUACAUCAGGCACCCUGAGCCCAAUUGAUCUGUAUCCCCGUCUUCUUAGUUUCAACCCGGUUGUUAGUCGAAGCUUUAAGAUGUCAAUGACACGAGAUUGCAUCUGCCCUAUGGUUUUAACUCGAGGAAGUGAUCAGCUUCCUAUUAGCACCAAAUUUGACAUGAGAAGUGAUCCUGGUGUUGUGAGGAAUUAUGGAAAGCUUUUGGUGGAGAUGGUAUCUAUUGUUCCUGAUGGAGUUGUCUGCUUCUUUGUUAGUUACUCAUACAUGGAUGGUAUUAUUGCCACAUGGAAUGAAACUGGAAUUCUUACGGAAAUUAUGCAACAUAAACUUGUCUUUUUUGAAACGCAAGAUGUUGUAGAAACAACAUUAGCACUGGACAACUAUCGCAGGGCUUGCGAUUCCGGAAGAGGUGCAGUUUUCUUCUCUGUAGCCAGGGGAAAAGUUGCUGAAGGUAUCGAUUUUGAUCGUCAUUAUGGAAGACUGGUUAUAAUGUUCGGAGUGCCUUUUCAAUAUACAUUAAGCAAGAUAUUACUAGCAAGGUUGGAGUAUUUGCGUGAUACAUUUCAAAUAAAAGAAGGCGAUUUCCUAACUUUUGAUGCCUUGAGGCAAGCAGCUCAAUGUGUAGGACGAGUAAUCCGGUCAAAGGCUGAUUAUGGGAUGAUGAUAUUUGCAGACAAGAGAUAUAGCCGUCAUGAUAAGCGGUCGAAAUUACCCGGUUGGAUACUUUCACAUCUGCGUGACGCGCACUUGAAUCUAAGCACUGACAUGGCUAUCCACAUUGCCCGAGAGUUUCUAAGGAAAAUGGCUCAACCGUACGAUAAGGCGGGUACUAAUACUAUGGGCAGGAAAACUCUUUUAACACAAGAAGAUUUAGAGAAGAUGGCCGAGACUGGUGCGCAAGACAUGGUUUAU